CAAACUCGGUGGCGCUCUGCAUUGUGGGAAGGCCGCUCAUGCCACGUUGAUGUCAUCGUCUGGGCACAAAUCCAUCAUAAAUUGUCCGAUUUUUACCUUAAAGAUUUUCAGAUCGUGAAAGAGUUAAUAGAUUUUGGAACCAUCACACUUUCUGGUGGCGGUGGUUUUGGUCGACUCGAUUGAUUUGUGGCGUUAGUGUGUUUUUGAAAGCAGAGUCGUCAUCAUGAAGGUGAAGGAAAUCAGUCGGACGGCCAACAUAGCGUGGAGUCCAGCGGAGCAGUACCCUGUCUACGUCGCUGCGGGUACGGCAGCCCAACAGCUGGAUGCUACGUUCAGUACCAGCGCAGCGUUGGAGAUCUACGCCCUGGACCUGACCGAUCCGUCAGUGGACAUGCAACUGAAGUCCACGCUCAAUACCGAACACAGAUUUCACAAGGUGGUGUGGGGAAAGUACGGCAUGAGCAACAACACCAGGCAGAACGGAGUGAUAGUAGGCGGGACAGACAACGGCGUGAUUCACAUCUACGAUGCAGCUAAGCUGCUUGAGAAUGCAGAGGCCUCGAUAACACAGAUAGAGAAGCACACGGGCGCAGUGAAAGCCUUGGACUUUAACCCCUUUCAACCCAACCUGCUGGCGUCGGGAGCCAGCGAAUCCGAGAUCUACAUCUGGGAUCUGAACAACCUAGCCACCCCCAUGACCCCCGGAGCAAAAUCGGUGCCGACAGACGAGAUCAGCUGCGUCGCAUGGAACCGGCAGGUCCAGCACAUCCUGGCAUCCACCAACCCAGGAGGGCGCUGUGUGGUUUGGGACCUGCGUAAGAACGAGCCUAUCAUCAAAGUCACAGACCACAGUGCAAGGAUUCAGUGCAAGGCGGUAGCCUGGCACCCAGAGGUUGCGACACAGAUGGCCUUGGCCUCCGAAGACGACCAUUCACCAGUGGUCCAGAUCUGGGAUCUCAGGUUUGCAACGUCGCCACUCAAAGUCCUAGAAAAUCACCAAAGGGGAGUACUCUCCAUAGCCUGGUGCCCCCAGGACCCUGAUCUCUUACUCAGCUGUGCCAAAGACAACCGCAUCCUCUGCUGGAACCCCAACAGCUCAGUCCAGGGCGGGGAGGUGGUCUACGAGUUGCCCACCUCAUCGCAGUGGAGUUUCGACGUCCAGUGGUGUCCGCGCAACCCGGCCGUUAUCGCCAGCUCUUCCUUUGACGGCCGCGUGACCUUCUACUCCCUGAUGGGCGGUCAGAAAGGCGACGAGCAGUUACAGCAACGACAAGCAGACAAGAUUGCGUCUUCUUUCCCAGGAACUGCCGGUUUCAACCAGCAGCUUCAGCAGCAGACGCAGCCCACAACUGAGCCCAUUUUCCUCAAGAAACCACCCAAGUGGCUGCGUAGACCAGUGGGGGCAACCUUUGGGUUUGGCGGGAAACUGGUGUCCUUCCAGUCCUCCAAGCAGCAGCCUUCCAAUCAGGUCUGCAUCAGCCAGGUCGUCACGGAAACGGAGCUGGUCAACCGCUCCAACGCUCUGGAGGAGGCACUGGCCAAGGGGAACUUCCUGGAGUUCUGCAGCGCCAAGAUCACGCAGACCAAGGACGAGAUGGAGUCACAGAUCUGGAAAUUCCUCAAGGUCAAUUUUGAGAAGGACCCUAGGCCGCAUUUCGUGUCCCUCCUCGGCUUUGACUCCAACGAGCUUCUACGCAAGGUUGCAGUAGCGACCAGCGCCCCCAGCGCCGGACUGACCAACGGCAUGCCCGGCGCCGUGAACGCCGAGGAACUGGCCGAGCGGAUGCAGAACCUGGACGGAGGGUUGUCAGGGUCGGAGGCUACGCUUGGAAGCGGCACGGGGUCGCCUGCUGUGGGGUCAAAGACUCCAAGCGAUACGCUAGGAGAUUCUGACGGUGCAGCAGCCUUCGAUGCGAUAGCAGCCGGCGGACCAGUGGAGGUGGAAAACCAACCUGACACAGAUACUAGAUCAGCUUCACCAUUUACCAUCUCCAAAAAGGAUGACAUUGAUGGCCUAAUCAGCCAAGCGGUCCUGACAGGAAACUUUGAGGCUGCGGUCGAGAUGUGUCUCCACAACGACCGGCUUGCCGACGCCAUCCUGUUGGCCAUCGCUGGCGGGCCCGAACUCCUCAGCAAAACGCAGCGCAGGUACUUCAAGAAAGUCAAGUGCAACAUAUCAAGGCUGAUAUCGUCAGUAGUGACCAAGGAUCUCACCGACAUCGUGGAAUGCUGCGAUCUCAACAACUGGAAGGAGACGCUAACGGCCCUGCUGACGUACGCAUCGGCUAGUCAGUUCACAACUUUAUGCGAUGCCUUAGCCGGUCGGCUCGAGUCGGAGGAAUCCAGCGAUCUGUCGGCUGAAGCCUGCCUGUGUUACAUCUGCUCAGGCAACGUGGAUAAACUGGUAGCCUGCUGGGCCAAGAUGACGCACACUGCAAACACCCCGCUACAACUGCAGGACCUUGUCGAGAAGGUGAUGAUCCUGCGCAAGGCCCUGCAGCUCAAGACGGGCAACGGCACCGAAAUCACCUCCCCGGUCCUCGCCGAGAAGCUGACCAGCUACGCCCAGCUCCUGGCGGCCCAGGGCAACCUGGCCUCGGCCACCAGCUACCUGGGGGACUCCGCCCAGCCCAAGAUACAGGAGCUCCGGGAUCGGUUGUACCGGGCCCAGGGAGUGGCCGCCGUGGCCGGGUCGCAGAGGAGCGCCGCCGUGGGUGUGGCACCCACGAGGCAAUCGGCGGCGACGCAGCAGGCUGGGAAGUCUCCAUUCAGCAGGGGCAAUGUCGUGGACCCGUUCAAAACCACAACCGUAUCCAGCAGCCAGUACUACACUUCCCAAGUCAGCGCCACGGCCCAGUCGUCCAAUUACGGCUACGGACAGCCAGCCCAACAGCAACGGCAACCGCAGCAAGUGCCAACUCAACCAGCGGCGGCAGGGGACGCCCAGACCGCACGGCAGCGCCAGCCCAGCGGCGACCUGCACGCCAACGUGAGCGGCCCCAGGCAGUACCCGCACUACCAGCAGGCCAGCAUGCAGCAGUAUUACCACCAUGAGCCCACACAGGAACAACUGCAGCAGGAUCAGCGGCACGCGCACCCCAACCCCAGCAUGUACAACCCGGCCGACUACAUGAAACAAACCGGACCGACGUCCACACCAUCUGUACCCCAGCAGAGGACACCGGGUUUGGCUGGUUACCCGCAGCGACAGCAGCCAGCGUCAUCCGCACCGACUGCAGGAUACCAGUCAAGCACCCCGGCGGCCAUGAAGCCUAAGGCGGUCGUAGGAGCCUGGAAUGACCCUCCUCUCAUUAGACCAAAGGAGCAGCCAAAAUUUGCCGCCCCCGAGCCCAUCAUGGCGCCGAUUGUGGGCGGGGUCCAGGACCCGACCCCGCCCCACUCGCCGGCCGCGAUCGCUGGAGAGGGCGUGUACAACCCCGCCCAGGUCCCGCCCCAGCAGGUAUACAGUCAGGGCAUGUAUAACAGCCAGCCAUUGCCGAGUGGUUCCCAUAAUGCACAGCUACCACCACCCUCUUCCUCACAAUACGCUACCCGUAACGCCAAGGCUGCCGAGCCUGAGGUGCCCAAAGGCCCGAUACCGGCAGAGCACCAGGAUUUAGCCGACACCUACGAGGGUCUCGCUAGGCGGUGCAGGGAAGCCGGCGGGAAUCACCCGCAAAUCAAGAGAAAGCUAGAAGACGUGAGCAAGAAACUGAACAUUCUCUACGACAAACUGCGCGAUGGAACGCUACCUCCAAUGAUCUUGGCCGGCCUCCACGAAAUAGCCACCGGCAUCAGUGGCUACGACUACCAGACUGGGCUGUCCGUCCACAAGCGACUGGUAUCCAGCGUGUACUUCUCAGAGAUCAGCUCCUUCAUGCCCGGACUCAAGGUCCUCUUACAAGUCUCCCAGCAGCUCCGAGUAUGAUGACUCGUCUGUGGCUUGUGAUUGGCCAGUGUAUCGACCAAUCAGGGCACUUUAUCACUUUACAACUUGUGUUGGCCUCCAGUUAUGGUGGACGCAUUGUGCCAGCUUAUUGAGCAGAGUAAGCAGUUGCUUUGUACAAUAACUGGCAAAGUGCUGUAACCAUUACUGAGGCCUCCGUGGCUUGUGAUUGGACAGGGUAUAGACCAAUCAGUCUAUAUCAUGUGAUUAGGUUUUAAAUCCUUUAUGCAAGUCACAUGAUGCAAGUCACAUGACUUUGUUAAAGUUUUUGUAAACGGAGUUUCCACUCUUGGUUCAAAUUCGGAAACUUGCCCACUUCUAUUAAUUUUUUUGUCAAAACGUUUAUUUGAUCGGAAAUGGUAGGUCAUAUGAUUAACUGGCGUUUUUAAGUUGGUGUAAAAUUCAUUCAUACAUUCCUCAUGAAUCUGAUUGGUUGUAAGAGACCAUGUGAUUCAGCCUUUGCAGUUUGAUUGGUGGAUUUUUUUCAUUGGAGUAAAUAACAGUGGGAGUUUGUCGAAGUCCUGUUUUCCAGAAAUGUCCGUCAUAAUGGAACAAAAUAUUUUGUUGCUUGUCUGUUUUGAUUCUGUAUUUUGUUUAAUUUUAUUUCUUCCAUUCUAUACGAGCUUUGGCAAUGCUAUGGUGGUCUUGGGGAAAUAAGCAGUGUUGGGGGGGGGGGGGCUUUUGGAAAACACAAAUGUCUCAGAAAAAGGACCAACAUAUGGUAUAUUUAAAGCUUUGCUCUGUUGAAGGUGCUAUGAUAACAGCCUCAUAUUUUGGUGGGAGACUUUCAGGAACGACACUGCCGCAAACCGAAUAGAUGUCUAGAUGAAAGGAGUGAAGCAAAACGAUUUUAAGGACAAACAAUAUUUGAAAACUAGUAGAACUUUGAACAAAAGAACAAAAAUGACUUAGGGGUUAUAUUGAUUCUUGAAGACAAAUUGUUUAUGCAAGGGAGAAUCGAGAUUAUUUUUAUUAAAUGUGCAUCUGUUCUGUGUCGCUUGUGCAUGUCUUGUAGCUUGUAGUACCUCCAUGUGCUUAAUGUGUAACGUUUUGAUUUACAUAAGUUUAUUUUUAAUAAUUGUCAUUUUUCCUUGCCAAAAGUCUGGUCAAGAAAAGUCAGGGAGGUUUUUCUUGAGGGUUGGGGGGGGGGGAGUUAAAAGAUUAUGGCCAGUCUUCGGCAAUAUUUUUUACUCCGGUAUGUAGUCAUCAAAGUAGAACUUUAUUUCAAGUGAAUUUUCUGCAAUGCUUGUGCUCUUUAAUGAUCCAGAAUUGGCCAUCUCGACAAUCCUCUGCUUUUUAUGGAGGAAAAAGCAACAAAACAGAAUCCACGACUGAUCUCGUUUGGAGGAAGUAAUCACGUGGCAUUUAUUAUUUAAUUAAUGUUGGCAGACUGGGGGAAAGGGUUCAGGAGUCUCAAACAUCGAAAAAAAAAAAAAAACAACUUCAUAUAUCUGUAAUCAUAUAAAAUGUAAAUAAUUGUACAAAGGCAUACAAAAAGGACCUUUAUCUCUACAUUUGUAGGGGAAAAAAUUUAAAUGAUAUUCAGAGUAGUAGGACUUAGGUGAACAUGGCUAUCGUGCAGGUUUUCCUGCAAUUUUUCUUAUUAUAUGAUCAAUUUGGUAUUACUUCAUAUUAAGAUAAAUAAACUUCAUUGUCC
Molecule: messenger RNA, 5603 nt
Organism: Patiria miniata (bat star)
Lineage: Eukaryota; Metazoa; Echinodermata; Asteroidea; Valvatida; Asterinidae
Gene: sec31a
Product: protein transport protein Sec31A-like
Exons: 20
Coding region: 224-3928 (1234 amino acids)
Biological process (GO): endoplasmic reticulum to Golgi vesicle-mediated transport; intracellular protein transport; endoplasmic reticulum organization
Cellular component (GO): COPII vesicle coat; endoplasmic reticulum exit site
Molecular function (GO): structural molecule activity; protein binding
Source: RefSeq, a predicted model, not a curated record